UGGUGUGUUUCACUUUCACGUCGAAUGUGGUGCUCUUGCAUCUAUAUAAUCCGGCGAUCCAUUAAAUCUCCCCAUCAUCAAACUAACUCAACUCGACCACCCUCAAUCAUCAAUCGCUGUAGCGCUGAAUCCAAGCAAAUUUCACCGACACGGAGAAAGCCAAUAUGGCGCUACACACAGCAGCCGAUGACGCUGCUGUACUCUUUCGAUCCCUCGGUCUCUACCGGUCACCCCAGAUUUGCUUUAGCGACCGAACAGCAGCUGCACCUAAGACAACCGGCGAUAUCGGCCCCUCUCUCUUAAAGCUACCCAACGAACUCCUCUGUCAAAUUGCAGGACACCUCGUGUCAACAGAGAACAUCUGCAGGAAAGAUGGCUAUCGCGCCUUAUAUGAAAGGAAAAACAACCGAGACCUAGAGACGACGGACUUACUCCGAAUUCAUUUGUGGAGCAUCCAAGAUCUUCUCAACCUCGGCCUCACAUGCAAGCGGCUGGCACCUGUUGCGCAGGAUAUUCUCUACCGAGAUAUCUUCCUCCCAAAACCUCGGCGGAUGUCAGUACCUGGAGAUCGAGGCGCGUCGUCAUUGGUAUGCUUCUUACGUACCAUCAUGCGACGCCCCGAGCUAGGAGCUCACGUACGGUAUCUUGCAGUAUGGUUUAAGAAGGGCAAGCGAUUGCGCUCUUCCAAAACUGCAAAUGAUGACGCCGUUUGUUCCUGUGCAAGCUGUCUACAGAAGCUCACCGACCUCGUGGAUACCCUGCGCCUAUCAAGAGAAGCAAAGAUGUUGUGGCUAAAGGAUCUCACGCGUCCCACUGAAGCUACCAUUUGCAGUCUCAUUAUAGCUUCACUGCCAAAGCUCCAAGCUCUAGAGCUCCAUGCGAGGCCUCUGGCAGAUGAGAAGCAGGUCCGUAGACUAAAAUAUCGCUCAACAAAGAUCGAAACCAAGCAUGAUAACACGGAGGUUUUGCGUCUAAGUCAGGGCCUGGCUGCCACUCAAGUCAAGAGCUUAACGCUAUCAACCGGGCUGAACGGUCUAGCUGUCGCCCGCCAACCCAGCUUGACCUCACUCACGCUAGACUACACUGGCCCACACCAAUUCGUUUCCAUACGCAAGGGCUGUUUCCUUAACGUAACCAAUCUCAACAUCCGGUGUCGCCAAAACGAAUUCGAGUCAAUGGCCGGUCACGACCCCCACUACCGAUCCAGCUUCCGUGCAAAGCUAGAAAUUCUUCUGCGUGGGUUGCCUCGCAUUCGCGUGCUAGAGUUUGAGUCGGGCGCGGCUGCUUCGCAAUGCGAGAUUCCGCCUUCUGUGGAACUCAUUCGUUUUCGAGGGGCGGAGUGGGAUGCCUUGCAAUGGGUUCACUUCUACCUGCGGGAAAAAGAAGUCAGUGUGAUACCGAGGCGCAUUGAGUUGCACUGCAGUAAGAAAUCGAGGGAUGAGGUUAGAUGGAUGCAAUUUGAUAAGUGGGUGAGGAAUACGGGUGUCCAAGUCAUGAUUAUGUGGCGGGGGGAUAUUCAAGCGGUGUUUGAAUGAAGAUGGAGAUGUAAUGGUGUCUCGGUGCGGAUUUGGUCUGUUCUAUCUUUCCAUUGGGUUCUUUAGUUGCUUUGCCUUACGCGUGAGGCGUGUAGUGGCUGAAGUAGAAUGUGAGCAACACAAUAACCCACUCACCCACCCAAGCAUCUGGCGUAAUCUACCUAAAGUCUCGUAGCCCUAGAAUAGCCCUAGCGCCUCAGAUACCAGCCUCGUUCCUUCAACUACACGCCCGACUACUCUCCUAACUCUUCCU
This is a messenger RNA of Cucurbitaria berberidis CBS 394.84, 1788 nucleotides long. RefSeq lists its product as uncharacterized. The transcript has a single exon. Lineage: Eukaryota; Fungi; Ascomycota; Dothideomycetes; Pleosporales; Cucurbitariaceae. The record is from RefSeq and is a predicted model, not a curated record. Bases 165 to 1535 code for a protein of 456 amino acids.